Molecule: messenger RNA, 1394 nt
Organism: Culex pipiens pallens (northern house mosquito)
Lineage: Eukaryota; Metazoa; Arthropoda; Insecta; Diptera; Culicidae
Product: zinc finger protein 845-like
Exons: 3
Coding region: 114-1394 (426 amino acids)
Biological process (GO): regulation of transcription by RNA polymerase II
Cellular component (GO): nucleus
Molecular function (GO): RNA polymerase II transcription regulatory region sequence-specific DNA binding; zinc ion binding; DNA-binding transcription factor activity, RNA polymerase II-specific
Source: RefSeq, a predicted model, not a curated record
GUCAUUCGUCUCGAAGUUAAAGUCAAACAUAAACAAACAGUGUCCGUUGGACGCUUUUUAUAAUUUUUAACAAGUUUUGUGUGAAAAGUUUGUGUAAUUUGUGUUGCCUCACAAUGGAAUCGUUGAACUUGUUAAGUUGCCGCAUGUGUCUCGUGGUGCCGAACGAGGAUGCGCUCACAUUUUCGGUGUUCGACACCUUCAAGGGGGAACUGCUGAACGAACUCGUUGAGAUGCUGUUUUCAAUCAAGUUUUCCAGAAACGAUCACCUGUUGAAUAUUUGUGUGGAGUGUGUCAAUCGUAUCAACACCGUUCAGAAAAUUUCCAAGCAAUUUAAAGACAAUGAUGACCGACUGCGACUACUUUUGCUCAGUUUGCAUGAAGAAACAACCGAUGAAAUUGACGCCGUUGACAAUGGACAAGCUUCAGACAAUGAUGAAGAAAUACUGGAAGAAAAGGUUAUCAAAAGUGAGGUAGAUCUCUCUAGCUCAAACUUUGAUGAAGCUCAGCUCGCUGAAAUAAAUGAAGAUUUGCAACAGCAAGUGGAUAUCAUAAAUAGCUCAGGCAAUCAGGAAGUUAAUGAGGAGGACCACUUUGACGAAGGAUCAGACAACAUCGAUGAUUUCAUUGUUAGCACUUUAGUGCAACCGAGAGUGCGCAAGAAAGCCCACCCAAACCAAACGCCGCAACUUCCCAAGCACAAAUGCUACUUUUGCAUGCAAAUCUUUGACAGCGAGCUUGCCCUCACCAACCAUUUUACGGAACACUUUGCCCAAGUUCCACUCACCUGCCACAAGUGCGCCGGCAUCGUAAUCAAAUCGGUCCGACAGGCCAGCAAACAUUUGGCGCUGCACGACGAGGAAGAGCGACCGCACAAGUGCCGCGUGUGCGAGUUGCGAUUCUUCACGCGCGAGAACAGCCUCACACACGAGCGCAAAAUCCACCGCAUGAAGGUGAAAAUUCAGCAAAACAUUGACGGCUAUGCCGAGAGGCGCAAGUUGAGGACUUAUCAGUGCAGCCAAUGUGGCCUGCUCGCCAGCAACAGCGACGCACUGCGCAAGCACGAGCUGACCCAUGCCGAAGUGCAACCGGUGCACACGUGCGAAAUUUGCGGGAAGCAAUUUGCCGCCCGCAAGAAUCUGACGCGGCACAUGUUGAUUCAUACGGGUGAACUGCCGUACAAGUGUGACAUGUGCACGAGAGCCUAUCGGCAGGCUGGUGAUCUGAAGGAUCACAUUAGGGGCCAGCACACCAAAGAGACACCGUACGCGUGCAGUAACUGUGAUUGUCGGUUUCGGAACGUUUCCAUGCUGCACGUGCAUCGGAAGAAGUUUCAUUCGAUCACAAGUGGAAGGAGCAGCAAUAGCAGAGAGCUUGAUAAUGAAUUGUCGGAGUGA